UACCGUUUUAAACUAAAUAUACUGUUGUCAGAUAGAAAGACUUAAUUUAUACAAAUUUGUCAAUAUUUUCUUAAUUAUAAUUCGUAAUCAUGCAAAAGUUUUAUUUUGUACUUAAUCAAAAAUUUGUACAUACAGUUGUAUAUUAUGUUUUUUCGGUAACUUCCUAUCUUUAAUGCUCUUGGCGGUGUAAAUUUCGAUACGUUUAUUUUUAUCUAUUUGACCUUGUCAACAAUUUGUCGUACAAUUGUCGGAGUAAUUUAAAGACCCCUGCCAAGCCUGCAGCUAAAGAGCGUUAGUACUUGUACGAGUUUGAUAAAAAAAUUCAGACGUGUUUUAAUUUUGUAACAAGACACCAUGGAAGAAAAUUAUGGAAAAUUCAUAGCCAAUAUUCUUAGCACUUUGACUAUACUUUCGUGUCUUUUUCUGAAAGUGCCUCAAAUAUUAAGUGUGAGGAGGACGAAAUCAGCAGACUGCAUAUACAUUCAGGCCAUGGCACUGGAAAUUGCGGGGUUUACAGUAGUGACAUUGUACAAUUUCACAAACAAGUACAGCCUCAUGACUUACAUGGAGUACCCAAUUAUAUUAAUGCAAAUGUAUAUCUUGCUAUACUAUGUGCUGAAAUAUAAACAUUUACUUGGGUCAUGUGCAGUGCCAUUUUCAGCACUUGUGUAUUUCCUUACUGUACUAGGAUUUGCAGUAGACUUUCUGCCAAGAGAUAUUCUGUACUUCCUUGUGCCGUUAUGCACACCUCUCAGUGGAUUCGCUAAAAUAUCAUAUAUUUACGGAAUGAUUAAAACGGGCAAUGCUGAUGACGUUUCUUUGAUAACAUGGAUCAUAUCCCUUACUACUAAUUUGUCACGCUUGUUUACUGUAUAUGUGGACUCGGCGGACAUAAAGCUGAUGACCAAUUUCUUAAUAUCAGCAUUCCUAAGCUGUGGAGUUUUGUCAACUGCAGUUUUCUAUCAGAAACAUUGCUCACUAAAAUUACGUUGCACUAAAGGAUUAAAAUCCAAAAAAUACAAGUAGACGGUUACUGUCUUAUUAUGAUGAGCCAAAUUUUUGUCUAUUAGUCAUAACCAAUUAUCUGUUCUAAAUUAUAUGAACGAAGUCUUGUAGUAACAUUAUAGGAUUUGUAGUUGUAACUGGUAUAAAUAUGUACCAAGACAAAUGUCUAAGAGGCUUACUGUUUCUAAUACACAUUUGUAUUUCUCAUAAUAAUAAUGAAAUUUUCUCCCGCUGUUCCAAAUUUUUUUGGUGAUAUUUUGAAUUAAAUCAAUGAAUAUUUUAAAAAUUUCUAAAAAGAUUGUAGCUAGUAGUGGGUAAACUUGUCUCGAAUGUAGUUUUAGACUAUUGCCUAGUGAUUUUACUGUAGCUUGUGUCAUAUUAUUCUUUACAUGUUCUGUAUUAUUUUUAUUGAGUAAUUCAAACCUCUAAGCUAUUGAGGUAAUUCCAAAAUAAUUUGCACAAGUAAUGUAGUCAUUGAUUAAUGUUCCUCAAAUAGGUUAAAUUUAUUAUUUUUGUUAUUUAUAUUUUUAUAAUUAUUAUUAUUAAAAGGUACUUUAUUUAUUAAAUAGCACUUAAAAGACAUGAUACUUGAAAUGAAUCUUUGUGUUUGUAGAUGGUAGAGGAUUUUCUAUCUUAGUCAUUAUUGUAUGUCUAGUCUUGUUUGUCUUGCUCACUACAUGUGAAAGACGUAAAGUACAAUGUAUUUUGAGCCAAUUUGGAAAAAUUGUUAGUAGUAACAUUGGUUGCGUAGUGCCAGAGUAGAGUAGUACAAAUAGAAAAUUAAUUAAUCGUAGUGUUCGUGUAUUUAAAUAAAAACAAAUAUAUUAAUCAGCAAAAUAUAGAAUCGUAGAUAUUCUUUAUUGCUUUUGCACAAUAUGUAAUCGAAAUGGCUUGGCAUUUUAAUAUGCUUAAUUAAAAAUCUCUUAUUAAAAUACUACAAUGUUAUGUAUGUCAUUUGAUCUGGAAUAUGAAUGUAAUAUUAUACAAUUUCCAAAGUA
Molecule: messenger RNA, 2003 nt
Organism: Papilio xuthus (Asian swallowtail)
Lineage: Eukaryota; Metazoa; Arthropoda; Insecta; Lepidoptera; Papilionidae
Exons: 5
Coding region: 355-1026 (223 amino acids)
Source: RefSeq, a predicted model, not a curated record